AUCGAUCUGUAUUAAGUCGAUUGUGCAACUAAUCGAUAUUCGAUAUUAUCGCCACACUCGAGUCAAGGCUUGAAUUGACUUGUUGGUGCUUUGAGGUUAAGGUAAAUGGAGAAUUAAGAUAAUCAGCAAAAUGUCGAUCAUCACACGAUUACGAGUGAAAAAUGCACGGGAAAUAGCAAAAAUAUCAAGUUUAACUUCGUCAUUUGCAACAAAAUUUGAGCCCCUGAGUCCCGUUGCAUCAGAUGAAUUCCGAGUCCUCAAAUUAAAACCAGACGCAGAAGAGGAGAAACAAUACCGAGUAAUUCGACGACUGGAAGUACCUCCGCCUCGAACGACUGUAAUGAAAUUUGACCAAGAUUGGGGUGCGGUCUGGCCUGCUGCUCGCAGUUUCCACCCAGCAACGGUACCUUUGCCUGUGCGUCAAGGAUAUCCCUUAAAGAACGCAGCUCCGCCCGACAAGUAUGGAAAUGCAGAGCUUAUGAAGAUACCUAAUUUUCUCCAUCUGACUCCACCUGUUAUAAAAAGACAGUGUGAAGCUUUGAAAAAAUUUUGCACUCCAUGGCCUGCUGGGCUAGAAACAGAUGAAAAAUGCGAGAAGCACUUUCCAGUUGAAGUGCUUACUUCAGAUUACUGCUACUCUUCUCCAACGAUUAGAGAACCCUUGGCCAGAGUUGUUACAAUCAGGCUAAAACUAUCUACUUUAAAUUUAGACCAGCACGCUAGAGAUAAACUACUUCGACUAGUCGGAGAUAGGUACAAUCCGGAAAACGAUGUGCUCACUAUCACUUCUGACCGAUGCCCGACUAGAAAACAAAAUUUCGAUUACACCCAGUACCUGUUAACUGCCGUAUACCACGAAUCUUGGCGCACAGAGCCAUGGGAAGCUGAGAAAUCUGAAGCUGACAUGGAGUAUUACGAUUGGGACAAGAGCAAGAGCCGAGAUGGAUUAAUAACACUAUAUUGUUGGCCAGAACCUCCAACAGAUAACGAUUAUGAAACUAUUCCACACGCUACAGAGUAUAAGAUCGCGGUUUCUGACCUGAUAAAUAACGGGGAGGAUGAAUAUUCACUAAACAAAUACAAGGAGGCAGUUAAAAACAUGCUUUCCUUACAGGGGGAGGAACAGAACUAAAUCAACGACUUAUAGUGUCGUUUUGAAGUAUGAAUAAAUCGGUAGCAUU
Molecule: messenger RNA, 1181 nt
Organism: Diprion similis
Lineage: Eukaryota; Metazoa; Arthropoda; Insecta; Hymenoptera; Diprionidae
Gene: mRpS35
Product: 28S ribosomal protein S35, mitochondrial
Exons: 3
Coding region: 131-1132 (333 amino acids)
Biological process (GO): mitochondrial translation
Cellular component (GO): mitochondrial small ribosomal subunit
Molecular function (GO): structural constituent of ribosome
Source: RefSeq, a predicted model, not a curated record